Messenger RNA from Arachis stenosperma, 963 nucleotides. RefSeq lists its product as uncharacterized. Lineage: Eukaryota; Viridiplantae; Streptophyta; Magnoliopsida; Fabales; Fabaceae. The record is from RefSeq and is a predicted model, not a curated record. The transcript is spliced from 6 exons. Bases 1 to 963 code for a protein of 320 amino acids.
AUGUGGAUCUCAUCUGCCAGCAACAAUAAGACUACACAAUUCCCGCAUUCUGGAAUCACAAUGAUCACAGAAGAAUCGUCAAAGAUGUUGGAAAAUAUUGAUAGCGAGUAUGAUAAAUUGGUCUUACCUGAUACACCAAGGGCUGAAGAAGCCGAGAUGUUGCACCCUCAAGCAAAAUCAAAAGUUAAAUCUUUGUGUUGGUGGAUGAAAACAUUUUUAUGGUGCUGUCUCGCUGUUAUACUUGCUACUGUUCUUGUGAAAUGGGGAGUACCAUUUGCUUUUGGAAAGGUUCUUUACCCAAUCAUGGAGUGGGAAGCUACUUCCUUUGGCCAUCCUGUUCUUGCCCUUAUACUUGUUGCUUCUCUGGCUUUGCUGCCAGUAUUCUUGCUUCCUUCGGGCCCCUCUAUGUGGCUGGCAGGGAUGAUUUUUGGUUAUGGCCUUGGCUUUGCUAUAAUAAUGGGUGGAACAACCAUUGGGAUGGUCCUGCCUUACCAAAUUGGACUACAGUUCCGUGACCGCAUUCAUCAAUGGUUAAAAAGAUGGCCUCGUAAUGCAGCAAUGAUUAGGCUUGCUGGGGAGGGAAACUGGCUCUAUCAAUUUCAAGUGGUUGCUUUGUUUAGGCUCUCACCUUUUCCCUAUACUAUAUUCAAUUAUGCUGUUGUGGUGACUAAUGUGAAGUUUUGGCCCUACUUAUGCGGAUCAGUUGCUGGAAUGGUGCCAGAAGCUUUCCUCUACAUAUACAGUGGUCGAUUAAUGAAGACAUUGGCAGAAGUAGGGUUAGGGAAGCGUCACCUAAACACUGUGGAAAUUAUAUACAGCCUUAUUUCUUUCAUCAUUUCAAUUGUUGCGAUUGUUGCCUUCACCGUUUAUGCAAAGAGGACCUUACGUGAACUCAAAAUGAUAGAGUUGAAUGAUGAAGUUUCCUUGAAUGGUGAAGUUCCCUUAGUAUCUGAGGGAGGCUAA